ACCAUAAAAACGAAUCGGAACGAUACCUGCACCUUAGUAGUUUGAUUUGCUGCGUCAAAUGUCAUGAACGGGGUGCAGUGGCGCCGCUCUGACAGUUGCUGCGGGUUUCUGUUUGUUACGUCAUCCUCCCAGAUGAGUCAGCGGCGGCACGGACAACAAGACGAGCAGGAAGCGGCACAUGGAAAAACAAGAGGACCAAAGCAAAGGCGCUGUCCGUCAUUUCGACGACGGGAAUGGACACGGAGGAGCAAGAAAACGAACUGGUGGCCUUGCAAAGUAUCUUCAGCUCAGAGGAGUUCGCUCGACAUGAAUCGAAGUCCUCCGGAGAACUUCGAGUUUCAGUGGAGCUGCCCUCGGGAUACGCGGUGACACUCGCUGAAGAUGACGCGUUGAAGCAAUGCAAGAUAUCAUUCCUUCCACCGCUGCGUCUCAACUUUGGACUCCCUGAGGAUUACCCCUCCCGCUCUCCGCCUUCCUUCAGUCUAUCUUGUAACUGGCUGACUCACAACCAGCUUGCGGCUCUGGGAGCUCACCUCACCGAUCUCUACCGAGCCACCGGAGGUGAUGUGGUGCUCUUCUCCUGGGUACAGUUCCUGAGAGAGGAUACUCUGGCAUUCCUGAACCUCAAUUCUGUGCUGGUGCUGCCCAAUGUGCCCAGCACCCCAUACAACAGCCAAGAAUCAAUCCAUGCUGCACUCUCAGAACGCAAAAGCAGUCAAACCGCACUGACUUCAGGAGCCGAAAAUGUCCAAACCUUUUUCCUUGAUGAUGAAAAACGUGUUAAAGGAGCUGGAGACAACGCGCCAGAAACCUUCGAAGAACGCGGACCCUUCUCCGGUCUCUCCUUGAAUCCUGCGCAACGUCUCCUCUCUGAGAUAUUGACCCACGAUGCGGCCCAGGGACAGAAAGUUUUUCAGAGCACAGUUUACGACUGCGCCGUGUGUUUCAUGAGCUACCUGGGUUCAGAAUGUGUACAGAUACAGGAGUGCGGUCACGUCUUCUGCCAGGCCUGUCUCGCUGAGUUUUGCAAGCUGCAGAUAAGAGAGGGAAAUGUCCUUGGUGUCACCUGUGCUCAGGCGGACUGCACGGCCUUACCCACACAAGCACAAGUGGAGAGUCUGGUAGGAGAGGAACUGUUCAGACGCUACGAUCGGCUUCUGUUGCAGCACUCCCUGGACUGUAUGCCAGAUGUGAUGUACUGUCCACGGCCCUCCUGUGCGUCGCCAGUCGUUCGGGAGGAGGCCAGCGGCGUGGCGCUCUGCUCCGUCUGCGGCUUUGCCUUUUGCGUUACCUGCAAAAAGACUUACCACGGAACAGACGACUGCAGGCCAAAGAGGUUGCUGAAGAGCCUGCAAAAAGAAGACUCGGAGCAAGGCAAUGCGGAGCUGCCCCAGUCCGUUGAGGGGAUGAAGGCUCUCUGGGACGACUUCGCCAGUGGCAGUAAGCAAAGGCGCCGCCUGCUGGUGAGCAGGUAUGGUCAAAAGGGGCUGUUUCAAAGUCUCGAGGACUGCCUGAGCCAGGGUUGGAUUGGGUCCAAUAGCAAGAACUGUCCACGCUGCUUCUGCAGGAUCGAGAAAAACUUCGGGUGCAACAUCAUGACAUGCUCGCAGUGCAGACAACAGUUCUGCUGGGUCUGCCUUGCCGUGCUUUCCUAUGAGAAAUCAUUGCAACACUUUCAGGACAGUUCGUGUUCUCGCUACUAGGAUAUGCGAUGACCACCAAGCCUCAGAUGGAACACAACUUUUUGGGUUUUCUCCGGGUACUCC
Molecule: messenger RNA, 1766 nt
Organism: Hippocampus comes (tiger tail seahorse)
Lineage: Eukaryota; Metazoa; Chordata; Actinopteri; Syngnathiformes; Syngnathidae
Product: E3 ubiquitin-protein ligase RNF14-like
Exons: 8
Coding region: 234-1703 (489 amino acids)
Biological process (GO): protein ubiquitination
Molecular function (GO): protein binding; ubiquitin-protein transferase activity; zinc ion binding
Source: RefSeq, a predicted model, not a curated record